GUCCGCCGCGGGUGGCCGGCAUGGCGGAGGCCCGGAAGCGGCGGGAGCUGCUCCCGCUGAUCUACCAGCAUCUGCUGCAGGCGGGAUACGUGCGUGCGGCGCGCGAAGUGAAGGAGCAGAGUGGCCAGAAAAGCUUCCUGGCUCAACCUGUCACCCUUCUGGACAUCUACACUCACUGGCAACAAACCUCAGAGCUUGGGCGGAAGAAGAAGGCAGAAGAAGAUGCAGCACUGCAAGCCAAGAAGAUGCGUGUGUCAGACCCUGUCAGCAGCUCUGAGAGCUCAGAGGAGGAUGAGGAAGUGGAAGCCCUGGCCGCUAAAGCCACCCCAAGGCCGACGGCUGUCAACUCCUCAGUCACAGGGGUGGAUUUGCCAGCAAGCGUGAAAGAAAAGGCCAAGGUGCAGGCACAGACCAGGGCCGGCAAGGUAGUGAAUUCUGUGCCACAUUCCUCAUCCAAGAAGGCCCUAACCCACCUGCUGACUGGGAAGUCAGCCCAGAAGUCAGCAGAACCCUCAACGAACAUUGUCUUGGCCUCAGAAACUGAAGAGGAAGGUGGUGGCCCAGCCCCUGCACCUGCUGCCAUGCCUGGCUUGGUGUCAGCGGGCCAGGCCGACAGCUCCAGCGAGGACACCUCCAGCUCCAGUGAUGAGACUGAUAUGGAGGUGAAACCCACCCAAGUCAAAGCCCCACUGCCAGCCCCUGCCCAGGAGUCCACAGUGAAGAAGACGACUCCAGCUCCCGGGAAGGUGGGGGCCAGGCCAACCCAGGCCCGAAGAGGUGCCCUGACCCCUGCAGCGGGGACCCAGAAAACACAAAAAGACUCAGAGAACACUGAGGAAUCUGAUAGUGAGGAGGAGCCCCCGACAGGGAGGCCCGGCCAGGUCAUGGACUCUGGGAAAGUUCUCCAGGCCGGAUCGGCCUCAGCCUCUGCCAAGGGGACACUCGGGAAAGUGGCUACCCCAGCAGCCCCUGGGAAGUCAAGGAAGCCAGAGGAGGACUCCGACAGCAGCGAGACAUCAUCUGACAGCGAGGAGACCCCAGCUGCCGGGACCCCACUCCAGGUGAAGCCCUUGGGGAAGACUCCCCAGGCCAGAGCUGCCUUAGCCCCUGCCAAGGGAUCCCCCAAGAAAGGGACCCCUCCGGUGGCCCCUGGCAAGAUAAGCCCUGCAGCCGCCCAGGCCCAAGUGGGGAAGCGGAAGGAGGUCUCAGAGAGCAGCAGCGAGGAGUCAGAUAGUGAGGAGGAGACGCCUGCAGCCGUGACCCUGACCGUGAACCCAGCUCAGCCGAAGCCUUUAGGGAAGAACUCUCAAGUCAGACCUGCACCUGCUGUGGGCGUGGGGCCCUCGGGGAAAGGCACUGGGCUGGUGCCCCCUGGGAAGGCAAGGCCUGUAGCCCCGUUGACCCAGGUGGCUAAGCCAAAGGAGGACUCAGACAGCAGCAGCAGUAGCAGCAGCAGCAGCAGCAGCAGCAGCAGCGAGGAAGAGUCUGACAGUGAUGGGGAGGUGGCUCCAGCUGUGUCCGCGGCCCAGGUAAAGCCCCCAGGCAAAGGCCUUCAAGUCCCAUCCUCGGCUCCCACCCAGGGGCCCUUAGGGAAAGUGGCAGCCCUGGUGCCCUCCCAGAAGCCUGGGCCUGGAACUCCUCAGGUCAAGGCUGCAAGGGCCGAGGAAGACUCAGAAAGCAGCGAGGAGUCGUCUGAUAGCGAGGAGGAGGCACCCACAGCCCCACCUCCUACUCAGGCAAAACCAGCUCAGAAAACUCAUCCCAAGACCUCCCCAGAGAAAGGUACCCCCGCUCCUGUGACCCCUACGUCUACCAAGGCUGCCGCCCUACAAGUGAGCACCCCAUUCCCCUGGAAGGAUAUGACAGCGACUUCUGCCUGCUCUUCAUCCCCUGCGGUGGCCCAGGGCGCCCAGCGGCCCAUGGAGAUCUCUUCUAGCAGUGAGGAGUCAGAGAGUGAAGAGGAGACAGCUCCUGCUGCAACAGCAAAGUCUGUGGGCAAAUGCCCCCAGGCAAGAGCUAACCCGGCGACCACCACGGGACCUUCGGGACAAGGAACCACGCCCCUGCUCCCCGGAAAGACAGGGCCUGCCAGUGCCCAGCUCAAGGCCAAGACGCACAAAGAGAGCAGUGAAGAGGGAUCGGACAGUGAGGGGGCCGCCUCCACUCCCGCGCAGGUGAAGGCCUCUGCAAAAACCCCUCAGGCCAGAGCCAGCACAGCUUCUGCAAGAGCAUCUGCAGCCCAAGGCGUCAUGUCAACCCCUAGAAAAGUCAUCACCUCCGCUGCCCAAGCCAAGCAGGGAUCCCCAGCCAAGGGGAAGCUUCCCAUGAAGACUGCCCAGAACAGUGCUGUGGGUAAGGUGGCAACCACAGUGGCCCAGGCCAACAAGGUGCCCAUGGGGAGGCCACAGGAGGAUUCGGAGAGCAGUGAGGAAUCCUCAGACAGUGAGGAGGAGGAGGCUCCAGCUCAGGUGAAACCUUUGGGAAAGACGCCCAAACUCAAAGCUCCCUUGGCCCCUGCCAAGGAGUCCCCCAGGAAAGGGACCCCUCUGGCACCCUGUGGCAAGGCAGGCCCUGUGCCUGCUCAGACCCAGCUGGGGAAGAAGGAGGAGGAUUCGGAGAGCAGCAGCGAAGACUCAGACAGCGAUGGGGAGACACCCAUGGCCGUGUCCGCAGCCCAGGCAAAAUCUGCUACACAACACCCCCAACUCAAGGCCUCACCAGUGAAAGGGGUCUUGGGCACCCCGGUGUCUGCCAAGGCCCCCACAGCUCAAGCAGACACACCAGCCCCGUGGAAGGCAAAGCAAACAAGUCCUACUGAGGUCUUAACGUCUCGCAAGGACAGUAACGCCAAAAUAUCUAGAGGCAAGAUCCUUACCCCAGCCCCUCCAGAGAAGAAGGCAGCAGAGUCCUCCGAGAGCAGUGACGAGGAGUUGCCAUCAAGCCAGGUGAUUAAACCCCCUCUGAUUUUUGUCGACCCUAAUCGCAGUCCAGCUGGCCCGGCUGCUACCCCGGCACAGGCCCAGACUGCAGCCGCCCAGAGGAAGACCCGGGUCUCGGAAAGCACAGCCAGGAGCUCCUCGGAGAGCGAGGAUGACGACGUGAUUCCUGCAACGCAGUCCUUGGCUCCUGCCAUCAGAACCAACGUGCUGGCCACUGGCCACCCAAGGACAGGCCUCAGGGCCAGCAGCAGCGAGGAAUGCAGUCGGGCAUCAGAAGACAAGAAACAAGAGGCACCAGCCACACAGAUAACAAAGAGGAACCCGGCCUCCCUCCCACUGACCCAGGCUGCCCUGAAGGUCCUGGCCCAAAAAGCCAACCAGGCCCAGUCUCCUCAUGCUGGAACCCAGUCUUCAAGUGGGGUUGACGGUGCUGCAGGAACAGUCCCUGUGACAGGCCUACAGAGUACCCCUCUCCAGGCCAGAGUGGCCAACAAGCUUGGAAAAGCCAAGGGCCAGCAGGCCACUGUCCCUCCCUCGGGACACCCUAAAGCCAAAGCCCCCAGGAGCUCCAAACACAGCGAAGACAGGAGCAGCAGCUCCUCAGGGAGCGAGGAGGGUGCUGAGGGGCCCCCGCUGGCCAAGUCGGCCCCCAAGCCAGGUGCAGUCCCUGCUGGGAAGGAGAUCUUGGUGGAAGAGACUUCCGAGUCCAGUGACGACGAGGUGGUGGCACCUUCCCAGUCUCUCCUCUCAGGUUAUGUGACCCCUGGGCUGACGCCAGCCAAUUCCCAGGUUUCAAAGGCAACUCCCAGGCCAGACCCCAAACCGUUAGUGUUCUCAACUCCAACUACCAAAGACAACCCGAAUGGCAAGCAGGAGGCAGAGCCCCCACGAGGAGUGGACACCACGUCCCCUAAAAAAGGUAGAAAAGAAGCCGCUUCCGGCACCACACCCCAGAAGCCUCGGAAGCCCAAGAAGGGGACCCUGGGUGCCCAGGCCUCGGUCCUGCAGAGCAGCAUCACCCAGCGCCUCCUGAAUGAGCACUGGCCCCUGAGCGAGGCCCAGGUGCAGGCCUCGGUGGUGAAGGUGCUAACCGAGCUGUUGGAGCAGGAAAAGAAGAAGGCCAUGGACGCCACCAAGGAAACCAGCAAAAAGGGCCACAAGCGGAAGCUGCUGGGCGAACAGCCAGCCACCAAGGGCAAGAAGAAGAAGCUGCUGGAGGCUGGGGCGAGUGGGGAGGGUGCCGUUUCCCCUGAAAAGGCCUCUAGGACUUCUAAGGGGAAGACCAAGAAAGACAAAGCAAGCGGUGACAGCAAGAAGAAGGGGAAGGGGCCUUCUGGCUCCCAAGGGGCCAAGGACAAGCCAGAGGAGGAAUUGGGGACUGUGAAGGCCGAGGGAGAAGACCAAAGCAACUCCAAGAGCAAGAAGGAGAAGAAAAAGUCAGACAAGAGAAAAAAAGACAAAGAAAAAAAGGAAAAGAAGAAGAAAGCGAAAAAGGCCUCAGCCAAAGAUCCUGAGUCACCGUUUCAGAAGAAAAAAAAGAAAAAGAAGAAGGCGGCCGAGCAGGUGCAGGCGGUGUGAGGGGCCAGCAGAAGGUGCAGUUACACUUCCUGACCAGCCAGGGAUCUCUUCUUUGCUGAGUGGUGAUGACCCCCAUGCCUCUGACCUCUGCCUGCCAUGGGCUGAAACUGAAUUUUAACUUUCCUCCCUCG
This is a messenger RNA of Ochotona curzoniae (black-lipped pika), 4648 nucleotides long. It is a transcript of the gene TCOF1, whose product is annotated as treacle ribosome biogenesis factor 1. Bases 21 to 4517 code for a protein of 1498 amino acids. The transcript has 28 exons. Gene Ontology annotation, molecular function: protein binding. The record is from RefSeq and is a predicted model, not a curated record. Lineage: Eukaryota; Metazoa; Chordata; Mammalia; Lagomorpha; Ochotonidae.